AAUACUGAAACUUGUAAACACGGUAUUUCUUGGCUGUGAGUUAGAUGCUUACCUGUAACAAUUAGUGAACUGUGUUUGCGGUAUUUGAAUGAAAACUAUAUGAUUUAUAUAGAUAUGCCGAUAAUGAUAGUUAAUAUCAUAUCAAAUAAUCAUAUUAUAUAUCAUAUUGAAUAAAUUUUCGUAAUUAUCAUACAUAAUCGGUUUAUAUUAUUGUGAGAAUGGAUCCUGAAAUUCACAAGAAAGAGUCAAAUCUGGCUGGAACUGAUUUUUCUCGUGAUAAUGGUAUGUCUACAAAUGAAGGGAAAAUACUAUUAAAUAAUAAUUUUGAGACAGACAGUGCUGCUAAAACGGAUGAAGAAACUCAGCGAAUUGAUAACCAAUGGAAAAAAACUGUAUUUGGCAGCAAAAGAAAAUUGGAUUCACUGAAUACCCAAGACGAGGAAUCUGAUAUGUCAAGCGAAAGAUUGGGAAAAACAAGUCAUUCUACUGUGAGAAAAAUCUUAAAAACAGCUGAGAAAAAAUCUAAUGCAAACAAGUCUCAUUCGUCUGGUAAUCACAAUACAUCUGGUGUAAAUGAAGCAACCCAUUAUGAAAAUUCAGAAACAGAAAAUGAUACCAAAAAUAACCAGCAAGCGAAGCGAAUUCAACGUCGCCGAAAGUCUAUAAUCUUUAGUGCGAAAAAAAAAAUCAAUUUUUCAAAAAACAAAGACUCUGAUGAAUCUGCAGAUGAGGUGUCCAACAAGCUAAGCCGCAGAAAAUAUAAAGUAAGAAAUCUCUCGAAACACAAGAUGACCAGUAAUAUUGAUGCAAAAACAUCUGAUAGAAGGCUUCGUCACAAUAAGUUAAAGCUAGCUGGUAAUAGCAGUAAAGUCAAUUACGAAAGUAAAACGGAAGAUACCGAUGUUGAAACGGAAACACAAUUAACGACAGUCAGCGAAGAGAAUCGGGUUAUGAAUAGUUCACUCACAGAAGUUCAAAGUACUCAUAACAGUGACAUUUUGAAAUUGCUUAACCAGGGCUCGCCAAAGGAAUUGGAGUCGCUCGCCCGUAUUGGACCCAAAACAGCAAUGAUGCUGGAUCAAUACAGGAAACUAAAUGGGAAGUUGGAAACUAUUAGGGACCUAGAGAACAUGCCUGGAUGGUCUCCGAGAGUCUUUAAACAAUUUCUGUCGGCUAACAACAUUAUUCUUGAUUGAUAUUGGUGAUAUCAAAGUGACCUGAAGGAUAUGGUAAUUGGAGUGUUAAAUUCUUGUUGCUGGUUGAAGAGUAUAUGCCUGGCGAUAUCAUGUUCGUGAAUACCCGUAAAUAUAUUGAAACCCUGAUUUUGCAAUGUAAAUGAUAUUGUUUCUUUACAGAGUUUUUGUUGUUUUUCAAAUUUGUUGUGUUUUGUGCUGGUGAAAAUCCAAGUUAAUAUAAAUGAAAAAUAUUUGUUUAAAUAUUAAAUUUAUUCGGUAGCAAAUAUUUUGUAGCUACAAAUUCAAUCAA
This is a messenger RNA of Neodiprion fabricii, 1485 nucleotides long. RefSeq names its product kinesin-like protein KIF22-B. The record is from RefSeq and is a predicted model, not a curated record. NCBI's taxonomy places the organism in Eukaryota, Metazoa, Arthropoda, Insecta, Hymenoptera, Diprionidae. Bases 219 to 1196 code for a protein of 325 amino acids. The transcript has 3 exons.